This is a messenger RNA of Anthostomella pinea, 441 nucleotides long. The record is from the annotation of a GenBank genome assembly. Lineage: Eukaryota; Fungi; Ascomycota; Sordariomycetes; Xylariales; Xylariaceae.
AUGAGCACCUCAUCCGGAAGCCCACUGUUCGGAGCAGUCAUGCGCAGCGCGCCGAACUCCCUUGAAUACCAAGGCACUGAUCACGGCGCGCGCAGCAGUACCCUCAACUGCACUACGUAUCACUCCCAGAUCUAUGGCGCGCGGCAGAGUGAGCGGCACGGCGAGCCUAAGGGCAUCGCCAGCAGCAGAGAAGAAGGCUCUGACAGAGCGCAUACCUCAUACCUCAAGGCCACAGCGCUCGCAUCACUUAUCUAUGCGUCUGACAGCUUGGGAAACACGACCGAAGCCUUCAUGAAGGACUUGCGGAACUUUACAGUCGGAAUCGACGCCAAAGAGGACAUUCGGCUAAACAUUAAGGAGUUGCACCUGACACAUGGACUCGUUGAAUACCUCACUAUGGGUUACAACUGCCUAUUUGGCCACAUGGUAGCGGAAAUUUAG